Corythoichthys intestinalis (scribbled pipefish) is the source of this 7710-nucleotide messenger RNA. It is a transcript of the gene dock7, whose product is annotated as dedicator of cytokinesis 7. The record is from RefSeq and is a predicted model, not a curated record. Lineage: Eukaryota; Metazoa; Chordata; Actinopteri; Syngnathiformes; Syngnathidae. The coding region runs from base 129 to 4685 and encodes 1518 amino acids. Gene Ontology annotation, molecular function: guanyl-nucleotide exchange factor activity. Gene Ontology annotation, biological process: axonogenesis; positive regulation of GTPase activity; small GTPase-mediated signal transduction. The transcript is spliced from 36 exons.
ACAACUAUUACGGUAAAAUGGGAAGCUCCCAUUCUCUCGUUUUCCCGAUGGCCGUGGUGGGUGAGUGAGUGGAAUUCGCUGGCUGCCUCACUGGGAAUUUCGUUCAAGCAGAUCAAGCGGCCACUGCCAUGGCUGAACGCCGCGCCUUCGCCCAAAAGAUAAGCAGGACUGUGGCAGCAGAGGUCAGAAAGCAAAUAGCGGGCCAGUAUGGGGGAUCCCCACAACUCUUUAAGAAUAUCAACGCUGGGGCUAUAACAAGUAACACAGUUCCACUCACAGAGGCAGUGGAGCCAGUGGAUUUUGAGGAGUACCUCAUCACUCACCCUCCAAUUGUGGAGUCAGGACCUCUUAGAGAUCUGAUUGAGUUUCCCCCAGAUGACAUUGAGGUCAUCUACACACCCAGGGACUGUCGCACAGUAGUACAAGCUGUCCCAGAGGAAGGAGACACCGACCAUCAUGUGAGAGACUGUGUCAGAUCUUAUACAGAGGACUGGGCCAUAGUCAACAGAAAAUACCACAAACUUGGCACAGGUUUUAACCCUAAUUCAUUGGAUAAGCAGAAGGAGCGUCAAAAGGGCUUGCCAAAACAAGUGUUUGAGGCUGAUGAAUUACCGGACAGCGGUAGCUACCAAGACGAUCAGGAUGACCUCAAGCGGCGGUCGAUGUCCAUUGAUGACACUCCUCGGGGUAGCUGGGCUUGCAGCAUAUUUGACUUGAAAAAUUCCCUCCCUGACUCUCUCCUCCCGCAUCUCCUUGAUCGUUCCCCCAAUGAGGAAAUUGAUAGACACAAUGAGGAUCAACGCAAAACCAACCGCCAUCGGGAACUCUUUGCUCUGCACCCAGCUCUUGAUGAGGAGGACCCCAUUGAGCGACAUUGUGUGCCUGAAGUUCCCAAAGAACACUUUGGCCAGAGGCUACUUGUCAAGUGCUUGUCCUUAAAGUUUGAGAUUGAAAUUGAGCCCAUAUUUGCUAGUUUGGCUUUAUAUGAUGUCAAAGAAAAGAAAAAGAUAUCAGAGAACUUUUUCUUUGACCUGAAUUCCGAGCAGACAAAGGCAAUGUUGCGUCCACACAUUCAGACUGCAGCCAUUUCCACGUUAGCACGGUCUGCAAUAUUCUCAAUCACCUAUCCCUCUCAGGAUGUCUUCCUGGUCAUAAAGUUGGAGAAGGUCCUACAGCAAGGGGAUAUUGGCGAGUGUGCUGAACCGUAUAUGGUCUUUAAAGAAUCUGAUGCGACAAAGAAUAAAGAAAAAUUGGAAAAACUCCGCAGUCAGUCAGAGCAAUUCUGCCAACGCCUUGGCCGAUACCGUAUGCCCUUUGCCUGGACGGCCAUCCACCUGAUGAAUAUUGUCAAUAGUGCUGGCAGUCUCGAGAGAGACACUGAGCUGGAAAUGAGCCUUUCAGAGAGAAAAGGGUCAUGGUCAGAGCGGAGGAACUCAAGCAUCAUGGGAAGACGAUCCCUGGAAAGAACUGCGAGUGGAGAUGAAUCAUGCAGCCUAACUGGUUUCAGACCUGCUACUCUAACCAUCACUAACUUCUUUAAACAGGAGGGUGAUAGGCUGAGUGAUGAGGAUUUGUAUAAGUUUCUUGCUGAUAUGAGAAGACCUUCUUCAGUGUUACGGAGACUCAGACCCAUCACAGCCCAAUUGAAGUUGGACAUUUCUCCUGCUCCAGAGAACCCGCACUAUUGUUUGACACCUGACCUCUUGCAGGUUAAACCAUACCCAGAUAGUAGAGUGCGCCCCACCAGGGAGAUUUUGGAGUUUCCUGCCAGGGAUGUGUAUGUGCCAAACACAACAUACAGAAAUCUGCUGUAUGUGAACCCGCAGAGUCUCAACUUCGCCAAUCGACAAGGCUCUGCACGCAAUAUUACAGUGAAAGUGCAAUUCAUGAAUGGAGAAGAUCCAAAUAAUGCUAUGCAGGUUAUAUUUGGCAAGUCAAGCUGUGCUGAUUUCUACAAAGAGGCCUAUACUUCUGUAGUCUACCACAAUAGAUCCCCUGACUUUCAUGAUGAGAUCAAGAUCAAGCUGCCUGCUUCUCUAUCAGACCACCACCACAUUCUCUUUACCUUCUAUCACGUCAGCUGCCAGCAGAAGCAGAACACACUACUGGAGACCCCUGUCGGAUACACAUGGAUACCCAUGCUGCAGAAUGGACGCUUGCGGACAGGGCACUUCUGUCUUCCUGUGUCUCUAGAAAAACCACCACAGUCUUACUCAGUACUUUCACCAGAUGUUCCGCUCCCAGGGAUGAAGUGGGUGGACAACCAUCGUGGGGUAUUCAAUGUGGAAGUGGUUUCUGUUUCAACAAUCCACACACAGGACCAGUAUUUGGAUAAAUUCUUUGCACUGGUGCAUGCACUGGAUGAGCACAUGUUUCCAGUCCGGAUAGGAGACAUGCGAAUCAUGGAAAACAACCUGGAAACUGAACUGAAGUCCAGCAUAGCAGCUCUCAACUCUUCCCAGCUGGAGCCAGUCGUUCGAUUUCUUCACCUUCUACUUGACAAGUUGGUUUUGCUUGUGGUCCGACCUCCAGUCAUUGCUGGACAAAUUGUGAAUCUUGGUCAGGCAUCGUUUGAGGUUAUGGCAGCCAUUGUAAACCGCCUCCAUAAGUACUUGGACACAAGCCAGGACAUGCAUGGCCGUAACAGCCUGCUUUCUUCAUACAUCCACUAUGUCUUCCGGUUGCCUAGCACUGAUCCCAACUCACCUUCACCAGGCCCCGGAGGGCUAGGAGGUUCUGUUCACUAUGCUACCAUGGCUCGAUCAGCCGUCCGACCAGCAAGCCUUAACCUAAACCGCUCUCGUAGCCUUAGCAACAGUAACCCUGACAUCUCUGGUACGCCCACCUCUCCAGAUGAUGAGGUUCGCGCCAUCAUAGGCAGUAAGGGCUUAGACCGGUCCAACUCGUGGGUACACACCAUGGGCUGUAAGAGUGCCCCUUGGGGAUCCAGCCCUGGGUCUGCUCCAGAAACCAUGCAGGCCAUGGAGCGCUGUGGCAAUCGCAUGUCUUCGCACACAGAGAGCGCCAGUUUCUUGCAAACUUUAACAGGACGGUUGCCCACAAAAAAGCUCUUUCACGAAGAACUGGCCCUCCAGUGGGUGGUGAGCAGUGGAAGUGUCAGGGAGGGCGCACUCCAACAGGCCUGGUUUUUCUUUGAGCUUAUGGUGAAGAGCAUUAUCCAUCACCUUUACUUCGCUGAACGCCUGGAGUCACCCAGAAAGAACAGAUUCCCUGAGCGCUUUAUGGAUGACAUAACAGCGCUGGUCAGCACCAUUGCCGGUGACAUUGUAUCACGCUUCCAGAAGGAUCUGGAGCUGGUUGAGCGAUUGAAUACGAGUCUUGCGUUCUUUCUCAAUGAUUUGCUGUCCGUCAUGGAUAGAGGCUUCGUCUUCACCCUAAUUAGGGUGUACUGGAAACAGGUGUCCACAAAGGUUUACGCCCUGCAAAACCCGACAUUAGAGUCUUUGAGGCUGGAUUUCUUGAGAAUAGUUUGCAGUCAUGAACACUAUGUCACCUUAAACCUGCCUUGCAGCUUGCUCACGCCACCUGCUUCACCGUCACCAUCUGUCUCUUCAGCAACUUCACAGAGCUCUGGGUUCUCCUCACAUGCCCAGGACCAAAAAAUAGCAAACAUGUUUGAACUGUCAGUACCCUUCAGAGAGCAACACUUUAUGGCUGGGCUGGUACUGUCAGAACUGUCCGUGAUACUUGACCCAGAGAAUGAGGGGAUGUUUGGUUUGCAUAAGAAAGUGGUUAGUGUUGUACACAACCUACUGUCCAGCCAUGACUCUGACCCGCGCUAUGCAGAUCCAGAAGUCAAAGCCCGAGUUGCUAUGCUGUACCUUCCUUUGAUUGGCAUUGUCAUGGAGACCCUGCCACAGCUCCAUGACUUCACAGAGUCUCUCAACCAGUGGAGUCGACAAGGUGGUCCUCAGGGCAACACUAUCGGCAGCAAUGGGGAAGAUGCUGAUGCAGAGGGAAACAGCAUAAUUAAUCAGACUGUUGCCAUGGCCAUAGCAGGCACUGCCACUGCCUCUCCAAUGUCCCGACCAAGCAGCUUCUUGUUGAAUUCGCAGGCGAAUCGUCAACAUGGAUGCUUCUCAGCCGAGUCAAGUCGAAGUCUUCUCAUCUGUCUGCUGUGGGUGCUUAAAAAUGCAGAUGAGCUGGUGUUGCAGAAGUGGUUCACAGAUCUUUCAGUAUCGCAGCUGAACCGUCUGUUAGAUCUCCUCUACCUCUGUGUCUCUUGCUUUGAGUACAAGGCCCAUGUUGUGUUCACCAUGCAGGGGAAGAAAGCUUUCGAGCGCAUGAACAGUUUGACAUUCAAGAAGUCGAAAGAUAUGAAGGCCAAGCUGGAAGAAGCCAUAUUGGGGAGCAUUGGUGCCAGGCAGGAGAUGGUGAGACGCAGCCGCGGGCAGCUAGAGCGUAGCCCUUCAGGCAGUGCAUUUGGCAGCCAGGAAAAUCUACGGUGGAGGAAGGACAUGACCCACUGGAGACAGAACAGUGAAAGAUUAGAUAAGAAUCACAGAUCACUCAGUAUAUUGCACAUGCACAUGGAUGCAGCACAAGAAACGCAUAUCAGUUGGUUUUUACUAGUCCCCGUCUUAUGCCACAAUAGCUUUGUGUUUGUUUGGGUUGGUGGUGGCUCGGUGUGGUUUGCUUUUUUAAUGUAUGUUGCUUAUUUUUAGCCUCAGGGUGAUGUGCUUUUCUUUCAAUGUAGCAGAAAAACAUGUUUGUUAUCCAUAUUUUGUGCUCAAACAAAUGUUUUAGCUACUAAAGUAAUUCAGAUCCUGCUAGUCCUGUAAUGUAGAUGAAUGCAAAAAAAAAUAGAGUACCCCUUCUUGAUCUCAAAAUCUUAAAAUUUUGAACUCCCUCAAAUGUAAGGAGAGAUUAGUGUCUCAUGUCUCAAGUAACAUUUAGGCUGGGUUGUUUUGGGAUCAAUGUAACCUGCUACAAUGGGUCCUUUUGAACUAGUUUUACUCGUUUGAACUUUUUAUUGAUUAUUAUAGUAAAUGUUUGACCAAACCAAUAUGACUAAAGAUUUUGAUGCACACUGUAGAGAAAAGUCCGAAAGAAGUUGCGAAGCGGGGUCUUUUUAUCGAUAAUUUGAUAUACACCAAUGAUCUUUGCAUUAAUCAAAAAUAAUACCUAACGUAAUUUGCAGACUAUGUAAGCCAAAAGUCCCCAAACGUUUUUGCACCACCGACCGGUGUGAUUUGGGCAUUUUUUUCACUGACCGGCAAUGUGUGGCUGAAAAUUACAGUAAAUAUAAAAUAACAUGACAGGGCUCAAAACGAACAUUAUGUGCUGGGAAAAUGUAACUCACCAUACGCUGAAUCAACCUUUUGUAACAGCAGACUCUCCAAAAUCUUGAUGGCAAGUAUCCUUGCUCGCAAUCACACCACGAGGUAUGAUGCUCUUAGUGCACUUGCUUUUGUUGCCUCGUUUGCUAGCUUUUAGCUACAUGCAGAAUGGACUUGGUUGUAGGCUCCUCUUCUGACUCAGCAGGCGGCCUUUUCCUAGUAAAAAAGCUUUCCAAAGAUGUCUGCUUUUCAGUCAUCUUCGCUAACGUGUGGAACAAAUCUGAUGCGCCUGCAUCAUUAUCGAGGACAAGCACACAUAGAUAUAAAAAAAAAAAUAAUAAUAAUCCAAGCAAAUCGACCGGAUGUACCCUGUCCGCCAUUGGUGAGGUGUGCCGCCCGCAGCACACAGCCAACAGUUAGAAUGUUACUGUUUACAUUGCUGGGCUGCUAUGGGUGAUUGCCUGGUAUACCAGACUCACCGCUGUUCCAGCGAUUGAGUCUGGCGACCGUCCGGCGGAUCAAAUUCCGAGGGCGGACAGUGUUUCCCCUAGGAUUUUUUGAAGCUGUGGUGGUGGGCUGCAUCGGAGUCGGACAGCCUCACCAUGUCGUGCCACAGCGAAUUUUUUUUUCUUCAUUUUUUCCCCCAAGAAGAACCAUAACAAAGAUAUAUUUGAAAUAUUUCAUUAGCCAGGCUAAUGUUGUACCUCUCAGCUACAGUACAUGUAUGUAAAAUGCGUAGCUGAUUACAGCUACGUUACCCGAUGUACUAAUGCGACUUUUUUUCUCGUGGCAAUAGUACGACUUACAUCUCGUAGUGACUCAGGGUUGGCAACCCAAACUGUUGAAAGAGCCAUAUUUGACCCCCAAAAAAACACAAAAAAAACUGAUACAGUAUGUCUGGAGCCACAAAAAAUUAAAAGCCUUUAACAAGCCUUAUAAUUAUCGAUACUAGCUAUAUUAGCCUACUAUAGAAAUACGUAAUUAGCCUUCAUGAUUAAAUGUUUGUUUUCCCUGCAGUGGAUCCUAUAGAGAAUGACGCACCACGUUACUACUCUGUUGUACUAUGCCACCACAAGUUUAACUUCAUUACAAUAUUAAUGAAUUGAAAGAAUGUUUGUGUCAUGUUUGUCCUCCUAGAAAUCCUAUUAAAACAAAAAAAUAUAUUUCCCUCCCCCCAUCUUUUUCCAUUUAAAAAAAAAAAAAAAAAAAAAAGCGCCGAAGCAUCGCUAAAGAGCCGCAUGCGGCCCGAGAGCCGCGGGUUGCAGACCACCGUCGUAGUCCUCCUUUUUCCUUUUAUUUGACCCUCAUAAGUACUACAUUACCACAACAAUAACAGUCCUUCUGUCAACUGACCCAUUUAGAGCACUGGGGGAAUUCUAAUAGCCGUGUAAAGAGUUUUACUUGAUUCGGUGAGAAGGUGAAUAGUUUUUUCCCCGUUGUUCGUAAACUAAAUUUCCACACAAAGGCACGUCGAGGUACCAUUAACUUAGCAAGGAGAGGUAUGAGAGUCAUUUUUCGAGUGUCCCAGAGCUCGCGAAAUUUGGGUGGGGGGGCGCAUUUAUCAAAGUUUCGUCAGCCGUAAUUGUCUGAAGUUGGCGCGCCGGUGUUGUGCCGAAAAAUAGCCACUCCACGUGAAAUGUCCCCCCUGACGGGAGCGCCCACACGUCACUCGUACAAACAGCCUUUUCUUACCAAUCGAUGGACACAGAAACGACGUUCUUGUACCGUGAAUAUGUAUCAUUUUACUCUGCUUGAACUGAUAAAUCGUUUACUGUGACCAACGCUCUGAAAAUAGAGCAAGGCUUUAUUUUGGGCCCCGCCUCUCCGCAGUCUCUCAGCGCAAGUUAGUCAAAGUUUGCUUUAGACCAGGGGUCCCCAAACUUUUUCCUGUGAGGGCCACAUAACCCUUCUCUUCUCUGAUGAGGGGCCGGGGUCAGUUUGUAACAGAAAAAGUGUGACGAUUGCAGGAGUGCCUAAAUGUAAAAAUGUAUUGUUUUUCAGAAAGCCACAAUCAAAUAACCCUUUCUGGAUUCUUCACGGAACCAAAGUAAAUAAAAUAAAAAUGAUAUAAUAUAAUAUAGUAUAAUAUAAUAUAAUAUAAUUAGGGCUGUCAAACGAUUAAAAUUUUUAAGCGAGUUAAUCACAGCUUAAAAAUUAAUCGAUUUAAUCGCAAUUCAAACAUCUCUAAAAUAUGCCUUAUUUUUCUGUAAAUUAUUGUUGGAAUGGAAAGAUAAGACACAAGACGGAUAUAUACAUUCAACAUACUGUACAUAAGUACUGUAUUUGUUUAUUAUAACAAUAAAUCAACAAGAUGGCAUUAACAUUAAUAUUCUGUCAAAGCAAUCCCUGGAUAGAAAGACUUGUAGUUCUUAAAAGAUAGAUUUUAGUACAAAUUAUAGAAAUUUUAUGU